CUCUGAUCAGUUGAUUCUGUUUUAUUUUAAUGGAGUCUUUUAGUUGCUUCUUGUUCUUCUACAUCUGUUUUGUCUUCGGUUUUGCUUCUUUCUUUUGUCCUGCGCCGCCAUUAUCAGUAGCUACAAGCUCGGUUGCAGCUACAAGACACCUCCAUAAGUGGAUCGGACCCAUCGGUCACCGGCUGAUUACCGUCGACAUUAAUGGGUUGGGUCAUUUCCGGUCAGUUCAAGCUGCCGUUGAUGCUGUCCCGGAGAACAAUAGAAAGAAUGUUCUAAUUCGUAUCAGCGCUGGAUAUUACAUACAGAAAGUGGUGGUGCCGGUGACAAAGCCAUACAUUACGUUGCAGGGAGCAGGGAGAGAGGUGACUUUCAUCGAGUGGCAUGAUCGAGCGAGUGAUCUUGGAUCCAACGGCCAACAGUUGCGUACUUAUCAAACUGCUUCUGUCACUGUGUAUGCAAAUUAUUUCUCUGCUAGAAACAUCAGCUUCAAGAAUACAGCACCGGCACCCAUGCCGGGGAUGCAAGGAUGGCAAGCGGUGGCGUUUCGGAUAUCGGGCGACAAGGCUUAUUUCUCAGGCUGUGGAUUCUACGGUGCACAAGACACUCUUUGUGAUGAUGCUGGUCGCCAUUACUUCAAGGAGUGUUACAUUGAGGGAUCAAUCGACUUCAUCUUUGGAAACGGCCGCUCCAUGUACAAAGACUGUGAGCUGCACUCCAUAGCCACAAGAUUCGGAUCCAUAGCAGCCCACGGCCGAAACUCACCCGACGAGAAGACGGGCUUUGCAUUUGUGAGUUGCAAGGUGACGGGAACGGGUCCACUUUAUGUGGGUCGAGCCAUGGGUCAAUACUCGAGAAUUGUAUAUGCUUACACUUACUUUGAUGACCUGGUUGCUCAUGGUGGGUGGGACGACUGGGACCAUGCCAGCAACAAAAAUAAGACGGCGUUCUUUGGGGUUUAUAAGUGCUGGGGUCCCGGAGCUGCUGCGGUGCGUGGGGUGUCGUGGGCAAAGGAACUAGAGUUCGACGAGGCGCAUCCUUUUCUAGCCAAAAGUUUUGUCAAUGGCAGACACUGGAUUGCACCGUGGGAAGCCUAGUCCAAAACACAAACAAACAAUAUACAACCUAGUCCAUAUUCUAUGUUCCAUUUCCCUUCGUAUUAUUUCACCGAUUCAAUUCAAUUUUUGUUUGCAUAUAUACUGUAACGAAAAAAAGUU
This is a messenger RNA of Hibiscus syriacus, 1214 nucleotides long. RefSeq names its product probable pectinesterase 68. Gene Ontology annotation, biological process: cell wall modification. The transcript is spliced from 5 exons. The record is from RefSeq and is a predicted model, not a curated record. Gene Ontology annotation, molecular function: pectinesterase activity. Bases 30 to 1094 code for a protein of 354 amino acids. Lineage: Eukaryota; Viridiplantae; Streptophyta; Magnoliopsida; Malvales; Malvaceae.